Helicoverpa armigera (cotton bollworm) is the source of this 1099-nucleotide messenger RNA. RefSeq lists its product as uncharacterized. The coding region runs from base 436 to 1092 and encodes 218 amino acids. NCBI's taxonomy places the organism in Eukaryota, Metazoa, Arthropoda, Insecta, Lepidoptera, Noctuidae. The transcript is spliced from 4 exons. The record is from RefSeq and is a predicted model, not a curated record.
AUUAUGAUUAUGGCGGACGGCCGUAAACGUCUUAAAUGCGCGGGCGCGGCAAUCCGCAGGCCCACGGUUAAUAGCUACCGUCUGGACAGAGGCGUACAAUUUAGACCACGCUAGAGAACACUCGAGUCUGUUUUGUUUUUGUAAAUUACGUUACUUAGAAGUCUACAGCUGACCCCAAAAAAGUGAAGUUCUGUAAAGAGUGUUUUUUGCGAAUUUCCUGUUUUUGUCUGGAAUAAUUUCUUUGAGCUCUCCAGCCAUAUUUCACCGUAACGUCAUCGGAAAAGAAGGAAAAAGUAUAAAUUGUUUUGUGAGAGUGAGAUCUAAUUUGAAAAUCAGGAAAAUUCCAAGAAGCAAAACGGCCUUGUUAUCAAUUAUUAGAAGAAGAAACAAGUGGUGUGAUAGUUUGUUAUUCGGAAAGCUGCUGUAGUGAACAAAAUGAGUGUAGAACUGCCAUUGUGUACAAGAUGCUGUUUGUGCUUCCCGCUGCGAUUCGGUUUGAUUGUGUGGGGAUAUCUGCGACUGGUAAUAUCAGCUCUAGUGCUGGUAGUGGCAGAAAGAGCUUUUUCGAAGACUUUAACAUUAACUAAAACGGAAUCAGAAGUAAUCUACACAGUUUAUGUGGUUUUGCUCGGGAUACUUAUAGUAUUUACACUGGCAGACAUUAUAGUCAACAUACUAUUUGUUAUUGGGGGACAUAGGAAAGUUCUAAAGCUCCUCAGGGCCUACUACAUUUACAGCAUCGUCUUAUGGAUCAAAACAACAUUGGCAGGCCUGGCUCUGAUUGGUUACACCUUUUACUGGUUCUUCUUGGAAGAGAUCGAUGAAUUUCGCGUUUGGGUCUUAGUAGUCGACGUAAGCACUUUUUUGGGACAAAUGUUAAUACAAGCCUACGUAAUACUACUAAUACGAAGCCAGAUCAUUAAGCUGAAGAGAAUCUUUGCAUUCAGGUUUAUCAAGAACGCCAUGGACUGUGAAUGUGCUAUGGAGUCUGAUGAAGAUGCCGAUGAGAUGAAUGGUGGAAAAUGUAGCAAGUUCAGUGAGGUUAAGGACACGGCUGAAUGCAUCUGCUGUGAUAAGAAUACUAAUGAUUAGUUGUAUA